UGGUAGCAUAAUCCACCAUGUCCACCAACGAGAAUGCAGACACUGAAGACUUAAUAGACCUCCACGUAGGCUCGCCCGUCCUCCCCCGAGUCCCCCCCUUCCCAUGCCAACCCGACGCCAUUUCGGACAACCUACUCGACUCAGAACUUCCAGUCCUCGAGCAAAAACUCCAAACCAGCGCCCACUCUUCCCUCCCUUGUCCCGACCGACGCCACAGCGUCGACGUGGAGGACAUCCUCAUCACCAUAGACGACGACAACGAGUUCACCAGGAGCAGCUCCGUGCGCCGCAGCAACAGCGAAGCCCUCCUGCACCACCCCCCCAAGAACCACCUCGACAAAUCCUGGUCGUGCGACAACAUCGAGGCCCUCACCGUCCUCAGGAACCUCGACGACAUCCUCAACGCCUCCCUCCUCGAGUCCGACAAGAUCCUCGCCAACGACGACUCCACCGAGAGCGUCGAAGCGUGCCUGCUCGACCUAGACAACUAUCUACAAGCACUCGAACUCGACGAUAACGUUAAUGACGCAUCGCUCGAAACCACCGAGCAACCAAGCAUACGAAGUAGCGCGAGUUCGCUACACACCGAGACCGCUAGCUCCGAAGAUGUUAGUUUGAGGAAUCGACUUCGACAGAUGGAGGAGAAUUAUGCGAGGUUUUUGGCUUCGGGGUGCGUGAACCGCGGGUUUGUUGACAGCGAGCCCCAGGUGUCGGCCACGUUGAGACCGAGGAGUGCGUGUGGGAGGCGCAGCGAAGCGCUGGAACGGAACCACCCGUACCGGGCUACCGUGACGGGCGGGAAGAGGGAGCGCCCGGUACUACCCAGGAUGGGUGACUCUGAGGUGGACUGGGGGUGGCUGCAGCAGGCGGCGGCGGCUGAGCGACGCGCGCACGCCGCCGCCGACUGUUGCACCGGCAGCGUGGUGGUGGAGCCGCCGAAGGACCGCGCGUGGCUGCGCAGCUCCAUGCGUCGGUUGCGCCACUUCCGGCUGCCCAGUGACGCCGCCGACGAGCCUGAGCCGCCGCCGUCGCCGCCACCGCCACCGCCGGAGGCGACGCGGCCCCUCAGCGCUCCGUCGCGCUUGGGGCGCGCGCGCACGAGAGAAGAGGGCGCGGUUCCGCAGGAGCCGGCAGGCCGCACCAGGAGCAGCUCGGCGUCUUCAAGGCGCCCCAGGAGUCUGUCGUCGAGUGUCACCAGCCUGGCGUCCACCGUGGACACGAGUCCUAGUUGCACCUCGGCGCCGACGCCCACACAACAAGACCAGCAGAGACCAUGUGAGAGAGCCCGCUCGAGCGACAUGCCCGAGUCCGAAAGCCCCAUCGGGCAGUGGCCUCACAGCCUCAGCUCCAUGAUGGCGUGCCUCGGCUGCACCCUCGGCCUCUUCAACAUCUCCCGCUUCGCAGUCCUCACCAUCCACUUCGGAGCCAACUUCAUUUUCCAGUUUUUCCUGCUGUCGGUGGUGUUCGGGCUGCCACUUUUCACCCUCCAACUCUGCUUAGGCCAGCAGCUGGGGGCCGGCGUCAUCGACAUGUGGCGCAUUUCGCCCCUGUUCCAGGGCGUCGGGGUGGCGCUGCUCAUCGCCCAGACCCUCCUGGGGCUCUACAGCAUAAUCGGCGUGUCCUGGAUGUUCGUCUUUUUCCGCGACUCGUUCAUCACGAAGAUGGAUAAAUACCGGUGGGCGGAGCCUUUCAUCCCCUACAGAGGUGUUCAAGUCCCGGUGAAUGGCAGCUGGAAGUUGACGGAGACGGUACCGGAUUACUUCAGCGGGGUGGUGCUGCAGAGGCACCAUCUAGCGUCGGGGAGCUCCUACGGGACCAUCAAGUUCCAGCUGGCUUUCAAUUUAGCGGUGGUGUGGAUGAUCGUGUUCGUGUCGCUGAGCAAGGGAUUGAGGUCCUACGGGAAGGUCAUCUACAUCUUCACGCUGUUGCCCGUUUUUGGGACGUUCGUGCUGUGUGCGAAGAUUUUGGGGAUGAUGCCCACGGAGUCGAUUAAUAUUAUUUUUCCGGAGACGACGUGGAACGAGUUCUUCUUGAACCCGAAGAGUUGGUUGGCGGCGGCGCAAGAAACCUUCUUCACGUGGGGGAUUCUAGGGACCGCGGUUAUGCAGAUUGCGUCACACAACAAGCACAAACAUCUACUUCAAAGAGAUUCUAGUCUUGUGGCUGUAAUAACUUUCACGAUUUUGCUGCUGGUGGCGUUUUUGGCGAAUACGUGUGUCCAGAUUCUGCGGUACUACAACUACAACUUCAUACCGGACUCUUUUGAAUCAACUUCUUCAUACUCGUUCCUGCGCGACAAAAAGGACGCGCUGCCUCCAUCUUUGGCCAACACCCCCGUCAAGUACAUGGUGCAUAAUUCUUUCUUCUUGGGCGAGAAAGUGGUUCGACCGGGGGCUGACACCACGCGAGAAAGUGGUUAUCAGGCUCUCCGUCUAGCCACCGAACUUCUUCCAGCCACUUUCGCUGCUUUAGGGGCCGACCAAGUGUCCCCUUUCUGGGCUGUGCUUUUCUACUUCAUUCUAAUCCUCUUCGGCAUCGCACAACAACUGGCAAUCUGGCACUGCGUCAUCACCGGAAUCAUCGCCAUCAAAGCUCAAGUUCUGAAGUCCUGGGAGACGACAAUAACGUUGUUCAGCUGCAUCUGUGGGUUCCUUUUUGGGCUUCCCAUGGCUACAGAGUUCGGCAUCUAUGUGGUGUACUUCAUGGACUAUACAGUUGGAGGGAUGUGGUGGCUGCUUGUCAUUAUUCUCCUUCUUAUUAUCGCGGUGUUCAUGGUACGCGGGCGCCCCUAUAGUGGGGAUACCGUCGUUACGGCCCUGUUCACACCCAACAACCAUCCGUGCAUACUUAGCUGGGCCCCGGCUUUACUAUCCUUCAACUGGAAUGUGAUUCUUCCAGUAGCCUUGAUGACUUUGUGCAUCAGUACCUUCAAGAACGGCAACUUCAGAGAAAUCUUCAUCUGGCACCAUGCCCCGGUGGCGGAGUACUGGCCUCUGUGGGCCCGCCAAAUCGGUUCAAUGCUCCAGCUAGUACCAAUCCUUCUAGUUCCUCUAGUUGCAGUAAUCCAAAGCUACAGAUACUUGAACAACGGGCCCUCUGACAUCCUCGAGAGGAUCCAACUCUUGUAUCGUCCUCCAAUCGGCGAGCACAUGACUGACUUAGCCGUCCAUGACGCCGUGGUGUCCAACAACGUCAGCGCCACGCCGCCGAACUCCACGGCCAACGCCGCCACCGAGGACCCGCCCCCUAAGUACACCCCGCCGCCGUCGUACACCACCGCCACCGGCGCCCGCAUCGCCAAGUUCCUCCGGCAGAGCAUCCGCAGGAGCGUGCGGCGUCUGGCUAACGUUCUAGGUGAGAGUAGUACCACCCGGCAACGAGGAACUCUACCGGCCCCCAGCCAGCCGCCGCCCCCCGACUACAACGCGGUUCUAGUCGAAAUGAGCCAAACCAACAGUACUGACGUAUCGAUCUCGGUUCCCGCUGCCAGUACUAACAGUACUCCGGUCAGGAUCUCCACGCUGGAGAGGCUGCGCAAUAUUCAGCCUACUCCGGGUUCGCCGACUUUGACGGCGGCGGAGGUGGCGUCGAUCUUGCGGACUAGCUUCAGGAGGAGUACCGUGCGGGGGAGGAACUUCAACGAGGACGGUACCGCGUCGCUCAGUGCCGAGAACCUGGUGGAUUCGGCGGCGCCGAUCGGGGAGACGUCGCUGGUUGUGGACCAUUUGCCCGAGUCGGGGGCGGCGGAUGUGAAGCGCGAAGCUAACUCGUCUGUGAUAUAAGUUAUUGCGAGGUGGUACCGGCUGUAUUUAUUCGGACCAAGUGCGUUUAUGUAAGCGAUUCAAAUAUCUUUUGCGUUUAUUAAUUUAUUAUAGUGACCAAAAGAUUUUUUUUUACUUUUGUAACAAAUCGUUAUGAUGUAAAGAACUGAUAAUAUAGGUGUACAAAAAUAAUCGAAUUAAAGUGAUCAAACUUACAA
This is a messenger RNA of Zophobas morio, 3979 nucleotides long. It is a transcript of the gene bdg, whose product is annotated as sodium-dependent transporter bedraggled. NCBI's taxonomy places the organism in Eukaryota, Metazoa, Arthropoda, Insecta, Coleoptera, Tenebrionidae. The transcript is spliced from 10 exons. Gene Ontology annotation, biological process: sodium ion transmembrane transport. Bases 18 to 3782 code for a protein of 1254 amino acids. Gene Ontology annotation, cellular component: plasma membrane. The record is from RefSeq and is a predicted model, not a curated record.